AGCUCACUCGCAGUCAAAAACAAUGAGGGCGCACGACGCGCAACUCUCUCCAGGCGUCUCCAGCAGCAGCAGCCCCCCCCUCGGAGGACCCGGAGCAUGCAGCUGUGCGCCAACCGGAGGGAGAAGGACCAGCGGAAUAUAACUUGACAACCUGCGGAGUUUGUUAUCUUUUUUUCCUGGGAGUAAUCAUGCCUUUUUGCAAGCGGACGAUACUUCCCAAGGAUGUGUGCAAGACCGACGCGCGUCCCCGGCUGCAGGAGGAGGUUUUCGGGGACUUGGCGGACGUGUGCGGCUUCACCCUGUGCUCGGUGCUCCGGCAGCUCUCGGAUCUGUCCCGGCACUCGGUGGGCAUCCUGGAGGAGCUGGAGGGCGAGCUGGUGUCUGCGUGCCACCGGUCCGCGAGGCUGGAGGGCAGAGUGGUCCGGCUGCAGAGGCGCGUCACCGAGCUGCUCAGCAAACCUCCACCACAGAGAGCCACCAGCGGUCUAGAGGCGGAGAGCGGCAGGCGAGGCGGCAACAGCAGCCACGGCGACGGUAACCACAGCAGCAGCAGCGACGGCAACCGCAGCAUCAGCAGCAGCGGCGGCAGCGGAGCGGCCCACUUCAGGUCUCCAUGGCAACAGAGCGUGAACGUGUUCGGCUCGUGGAGCAGGCCGGAGUGUGUCGAGGAGCUGCACCAUCAGGCGCAGCUCAACCUCCAGAGCCUGCUGCAAGACUUUGAGGAGCAGUUGUACGACACCAAGCUGACCGGUCAGACGUUCCGACACCCGACCUCGCAGAGCUCCGACGACACGUCCACCUCGCUCAGCCGCUCGCCCGUCUCCCUGAACAACAAGAGGCCCGACUUCAUCUUCCUGCCGGCGUCCAAACAGCUGUACGACGAUGAGACCUCCUCCUCGGUGUUUGGACUGAGGUCCGUGACCGACCCGUCUCCCUCCCCGACACCGUCGCCCUGCAGCUCGGAUCGACCCCCGCCAGGGUGGAGCAGCAGCAACAACAGCAGCAGCAGCACCGCCACCACGGGACCGCCGGUCGCCGACAAACCACGCUGGCAGGCCGGGAGACGGACGCCGGGUCAGUUCAUAGCGCUCGACGUCACAGGUGAAGGGAGAGGAGGGAAAUUCCACGGUGUCGACCUCCUCCAGCACUCGCCCUCCCCAUCCCCCUCUCCAGGAGACCCCUACCCCCAGCAGCCCCGCUCCCUAGAGCCCGUCACGGACACCUUCCAGCAGCAGAACCUCCCCCUGAGGAAGACACACUCUGACCUCGAUACAACCUCACCUGCAGACAACACUUUGGAGCUUCGUGCCCCGGACCAACUUCACCCAGGAACUAUGGACCACUCUGGGCUGCUGUGCUCAAACACGCCCUCCGCUUCCUGGAACGGACCUAAAGGUUCCACUUUUUCCCCCGGAGCGUGGAACGAGCCUUACAAUUACACCAUGAACAAAGGCCCGGCCGUCCCGCCUAAACAGCACAGUAUCAUCGGAUCGUCGGUGGGAGGGUCGCAGGACGGGGUGAUGUUCGUGAGUUCAGGACAAUCAGGGGGCUCACAUUCCAGUUCAUUCUCGUCCGUGACGAACCCUUCAGGGAGAGGAGGGAACAACAUGCCGGGGAUUUCACUGGCGGCGGCGAUGAUGGGGAAGCGGAGAGAGACGGAAGGUGCAGCGGCGGAUGGAGGAAGGGGAGCAGGAGGAGGGGGAGCUGGGGAGGGAGCAAGAGGGCGGGAGAGGUCGGCACGUUCAAUAGCAGCGGCGAACGCCUUCAAGUUCAGGGAGCGUUCCCUUUCUACGCCCACAGAUUCAGAUUCUUUCUGCUUUUCAGAAGGUGGUUUUGGACAGCCGGACGGGAGCCUCAUGCCUACAGGGAAUGGGAAUGCUAUGGGAAUAACAGACCACCACCAACAACAGCAUCAUCACUUCCUGGGUUUGGGUGAGAACUAUGCACUCCGAUACCCAAGAGGGAGCUCCGAGGACAGCACCAGUACAACAGACACAAUCUCCGUCACGGCUUCAGACUACAGCGCCGAUGGUCGCUUGCGCCUACGCUCCCGCUCCAUCUCGCUUAAGAAAUCCAAGCGCAAGCCGCCACCCCCGGUGAGGAGCGUCUCUCUCAUGAAGAACCUUGGACAAGCCGAGGGGAGAAUCCACCAUGAAGGCGGACUUUACCGGGAUGGCCGGCCAAAGAGCUUGCACAUCCCCAGGGAUCACUUCCCAGACUUUCAGCCAGAUUUCCUUCUGCCCAGUUCGUGCUCUUCUAAACCCAAUGUUGUUGAGCGGGACCUGGGCCAUGGAGGUGCUGAUGGACCGCCUACCCUGGAGGUCCAGGCACCAGACAGGGAGGGAGACACAGAGCUGACCUUCCCCACUCAUUGGCAGCUGGGGGAGUGGAAGAAUGACCCUUACAGGUCCCUUUCAGGCUCCAGCACAGCAACAGGUACCACAGUGAUUGAAUGUAUGAAAGUCAGAGGCAGCUCAGAGUCCCUGCUGGAUUCUCCCUCCACCUCCAGAGCAACCUCGCCCUCACAACUCUCCAUGGAAACUGACAUCAAAGCAUCCUCGCCCUUCAAACCCCCAGGACUUAUGUCACCGUCAAGUGGAUAUUCCAGCCAGUCAGAGACUCCCACCUCGACUGUUCCACUCAGUCACAUGGCAGGUCACGGGUCAGUCGGCACAAUGGGGUGUAAGUUGCGUCCGAAGAUCCCGGAGAGGAAAUCAUCCCUACCGUCACCCAAGGACCCAUCUGCAAGGUCUAGAUUGUCCUUUGAGAUGCCUGGGAAUGCACAUCUAGAGCUGUCAUCAAUCAAGCCAAAGCAAAAGGCCAGCAGAAGACAUUCGGACACCUCAACUGCAGCAAAACCCGGAAAAAUCAGCCCCAGUUCCUCACAAGCCUUGCCUGUUGUUACCCAGAAUGAGCUAAAGACUAUUCGCCUGCGCUCUGUCUCUCGAGGUGACUUGGAGGACUGCCCUGAUGGGGCGUCCGACACCAUCGAGGAAGAACAGCAUGGCCGAGACUUAGGCGAGGACCCCAGCCCGCCACCGACCCUACCGAAACCUAAACCACCUGUCGCUGUCAAGCCCCCGUUGCCCAAGCGGCCCAUUAACCUCCUCUUUAAGUCUCCUUCCCCCUCCUCCACUUCCCCCCAAGCCCUCGAAUCACCUCCUGGCUCACCUGUGGAACGGCCUGUUCCCCUAGGCAACAUCUACAAAGUAAUGAGAAAACCCAAACCCAAAAGACCUUCACCACAAGCAACAAGUCCCUGUGUUCAGCCAGAUUAUACGACCUAUGAGCACCCAUUCCUGCCCCAGUCCCUCUAUGACCUCCCUCCUCUUCCUGAUCCCCAGCCUCUCCUGGAAGACCCGGCGAUGGAGCCCGAUUUUGAUUCUUACCCAGAAAUUCGUCCAGGUCCUGGGGAUGGAGGCUCACUCCCAUCCCCCUGCAGUAACGAGGAGGUCCCGGAGCUCCAGGACAAGAGCAAGACCCUCCCUUCAAGAAUGACAAUCUCCUGUCUGUCAGAGCUCUCAGACAAAAAGAAACCCAAGGUUCCACCUCCAGUCCCGAAGAAGCCAAAUGUCCUGCUUCUUCCCUCGACGGUCCACUCCUCCACCAACGGCAGCACAGACCGCCAGACCCCGCAGGCCGACAGCCCCGUGGGUCUUCGGUCUCCUGUAGGAACGUUCUCCCCUGAAGAGUUUCCCAGUUCUCCCAGUGUUCUCGACAUGCUAGAACAAGAUGAGAACCACUUAGGAACAGACGAGGAGAGUUCAAAGGAGUCAUCGCUUCAUUCGUCUCUGCAGGAUUCCUCCCUCACAGAGCUAGGAGGGAAAAUGGCCAGCACUGAGAUUGGAGCAGAUGACUUGGACGAGAAGACGGUACUCCACAUUGCAGAGGAAACAGACGAUGACAUGUUGCCCAGCACACCUGCAACACACACCACGGAGGACCUGUUCACUAUCAUUCACAGGUCCAAGCGGAAGGUUCUGGGUCGCAAAGAGCCGACGGACUCUUUCGGCAGCCGCCAGAGUCUUGUAUCCCCGGUGAAGCACAGCACCAGCGGGAGCGACCUCCGAAACCUGACCUUGGGCAGUCAGAGGUCCAGCUCCCGCAACGAGAACUUCAUGGCCCUGCUUCAGAAGAAAGGCAGCAAGUCUGCCAGCGGAGGAGCCAGAGUCUCUGCUAUGGAGCUUCUCAAAAGCACAAACCCUCUGGCGCGGCGGGUCACAGAGUUUACGUCUACCUCGCCGACAGCUGGCGAGGGAGGAGAGUCCGAGAACGGCAAACCCCACGAUCAGUGAACGGAAGAACAGUUGACUAUUGAGAAAGCGACCAACCAAUUCUACAAUGCGCCACCCACUGCAGAUGGGGCCUUCUGACUAACACGUCCAACCAGAUCGCUCCAACUACUGAUUGACCAUUUGCACUGUCCAAUCGAAUUGGAGCACAUUUUUGGACCAAACGUCCCCUACCAUGGUUGAAGCGCUACCGUUCCCCGUCUAACCGGUCCCUCUAGGGAAGGAAGCAAAUCUGUGGAGAGCAGAGUUUGUUCUCACUUUAUUUUCAAUGAAAGAUGGAGGUUUUAAAGUUAUGCUUCACAACUGCGUCAUCAUUUCUUCCUUUGGGGAUAUGCUCAGUACGGAGGCUGGAGCAGACGUCGGGAAUAUAAGGAUAUACAGUGGAUCUUUAUUCCUGGAUCCUUUUGUAUGAAGACAUCAAGGGUCCCAGAUGAAGACAGAGGCCAUUAAGGAAUCUUUAAGCAGUUAUAUUGAUCCUCAAAGGUACCGCAGAUAAUCAGUCAUCAAAUUAAUCCAUUAAAUAAUUGGAAUAAAAGUUACAAGACUUCCAAAUGAUUCGUCCAUGAUUCAACCCUCCUACCAGUAGCACUACAGCGGCGUGAAUUGAAAGGUAAAUAAUGAAUGGCGAUGAUGAGGCACCUGACGAUGCCCCAAAAUGUGGGCGUCAUUACUCUCCAUGGUAACUGCAAUACCAUAGGAGGCACGAUCAUUCUCAGAACGGCUGAACAUUCAGAUUUUGGCGGACGAAGCGCAGGAUUUACAAAGAAGAACCACACGGGGGCUUUUUGCCACCAAAGAUGACGCAUGAGCAUGUCACAGAUCCUUUUUUUUUUGGUUGGCUUGUGCUGUGAAUGUGAAUGUGGACCUUUUACAAAACAUUCCACAGAGGGACAUCUUGGGACGUAAGCACUUUUUUUUUUUUACUCGUUUCGACGGAGGACGAUUUCAUGGAAACUCAUCAAUCAUUAUUAUUUCCAGUCUUUGUUUUAUCUUAUACUUUUCCUUAACCAUGCUAGAUGGCCAUUUACUGUACAUGUUCCAUCGGAUUGUACUAUAUGUAUCAUGUACAAAGAUAAAUAAAUGUAUUGCAUCUACGAAAGGAUAUCAUUCGCGGACACAAAGACUAAAAAUAGUGUACAGAGCAGCAAGCAGCUUGGACUAUAAACUGCGCACACCAUGGAAGGAAGACCCAAACACACACACACACACACACACACACAGACACACACACACACAUAUGGACCAAGGACUAAUGCCAUGGAAGACAAAAAGAACACACGGGAACAUUGUGUGUGUGUGUGUGUGUGUGUGUGUGUGUGUGUGUGUGUGUGUGUGUUCACAGGAGUGUGUGCGCUGGUGAAAUCCAGCCUGUGGAGUUUCUGUACGGAGAGCAUGAAGCAGGCCUGGUUAUAAAACAGGGUUUUUAUUCAUUUUUGGUCUCUGGUGACGGGACCAAAGGACUGUUAAAAACUACAAAACAGACCAGAGGGGACGUAGCGGUGUGUGUAUGUGUGUGUGUGUGUUUUUGACGAAGUGUUCAUGUAUGUGUAAAGACGGGAAGUGCCAAGAACAAAACAGAGAAGCGAGAGCAAGAAAGAGAAGGCGUCAACGUCCAUUUGCCUGUUUGUGUUUGACAUUUUCAGACAAUGUGUGCAUAUCUGUGUGUGAAUGUGUGUAUCACCGUGUGUGUGUGUGUGUGUAUCGUCACCCUGCAGUCCUUUCUUGAGGUAGGAUUAGAAUGGUAGUGAUUCGGGCAUCAAGAGGGUUCAUAAACCAAUGGUUUACAGGAGCAAUGACUGGCAGAAAAUAGGGGAUUAUUGUCCCUUUGAAACCCUAGAGAUCGUCACUGCCCUCGCCAGAAGUGAAACGUCUUUCUGUUCGCACUGUCGCAAAGUUACGUUCUGGAGCUGUUUAUGUUUGUGUUACCCUCCUUUGCGGACAUUUUCCACACUCUGAUUUGUGGUCCAUAUUGCUUCGGAAGGUUCCUAUCGGAGUGACUGGGAUGCAUCUUAGUGGAAACCAUGAUAAGAGCAGGUUGAAUUCCUUAUAUCCCUAGGAAAGGUGCUUCAAUGCUUCCUUUCUUAUGUCCUCAAGGUGCAUUGGAUCAUCCUUAAGGAAAGAAAAAGGUGAUGAUGCAGAUCCUUUGCAUCAGCAAUAUGGCAAUUACAUUCGCUGUAGGGUUAGGGUUAUCGAAUCAAAGAGAAGAGGUUAGGAAAAGACGUUGGAUGAUAUAUCUUUUGACUGUUCGGUCACAGCCUCUGCCGCUUUGAGGUGAUGUGGCGGCCUGUGCCAUCCUCCUCUCCUCCUCCUCCUCCUCCUUUAAUCACUGCUGGAGCUCUCAGUCUAUCUGUCUCUCUGCGUCUAGCAUCAUCCCUCUCCCUCUCUCCCUCUCUCUCUCUCUCUCUCUCUCCGGUAUCCUCUCUUGUUUUGGCACAUACAGUAGCACACUCUCUCUCUUUCCUCGCCCAAAUACUGCAAGCUCUCUCUGCUUUUGCACAUGGCGCCGCCUUCCUCUUUUAACCUUCUCUCAAUCCCCCAUGUUUUACGUUAACCUUCGCCUGUCCCUCCUAUCCUCCUCUCUUCCUUUCCCUUCCUUCUCUCUGCAUUCAGUCUAUGCAUCUGCAGGCGACACGACACCGGAUGAAUGUCAAUGAAUGACUGUUAAGAAAAAUAAAGGCUGUGCUUUUGUUUGUGAGUUUCAAAAAAAACCCAACAACAUCUUUCUAUCAACGCUUAUCUUCUGCCUUCUCUCUCUCUCUUGCUCUAUGAGUUUUUUUAUACUUUUGAGUAUCCAUGGAACACACAUGGAUGAAUGAAUGGAUGUGCACAGAAACAGGCAGGGUUUGAAUGUGGUUUUUUUUUUUGCAUAAAGGACCUUUACUUUUGGACCGUGAACGAAACACCCUGUGGUAUUCGACCUCUGACCGCCCUUCAGUUCUGGAUCAGCGUGUGGACAGUCUGAGAAUGUUUGGAUUAGCAGCGGUUCAGCUCUUACACCUGACUUAUCCCCUGCAUGGACGGACCCUGUGGAGGGAGGAGGGGUCCUUUCAGCUCUGGACUCCCAGUCGACAAGCUAUCCCUCGGUGCUAUUGAGUCAGAGCCCCCUCUAGUGGGUUAAAAAAAGAAGGAACCACACACUGGAGAGUAAAGUAGAAACACCUUCACAUACAUCUCUCUUCCUAGUCCUUCAGGUAUUCCAUCAUCCUGAAAAAAAAGAUUUUAAAAAGUGCAUAAAUGAUCAUGAUGACUAGUCAAGUGAUGCUUGUUUUAAAUAUUUAGUGAAUGAAAAAAGAUAUAAAACUC
This is a messenger RNA of Eleginops maclovinus (Patagonian blennie), 7595 nucleotides long. It is a transcript of the gene nhsl2, whose product is annotated as NHS-like 2. Gene Ontology annotation, biological process: cell differentiation. Lineage: Eukaryota; Metazoa; Chordata; Actinopteri; Perciformes; Eleginopidae. The transcript is spliced from 10 exons. The record is from RefSeq and is a predicted model, not a curated record. Bases 189 to 4295 code for a protein of 1368 amino acids.